AUGAAGUUCUGGAGGAGGGCUACCGGUGCCCUCAAAGACCAGAGAAGCAUACUCCUCGCCAGCCUCUCUCGCCUUUCGGGUUACCGGAACCCUGAUCUUGAAGCAGCCAUCAUUAAGGCAACCAAUCAUAAUGAUAGCUAUGUCGAUUAUGGGAAUGUCCAGAGAGUCUUUGCAUGGAUUCGUGCUUCCCCGGUGAGCAUGAAACCUCUCAUUCGAGCUCUCAGUAGCCGAAUGGAGAAGACGCGUAGCUGGGUUGUGGCUCUCAAGGGUUUGAUGUUAAUGCAUGGCGUUUUCUGUUGCAAGACCCCAGCAGUGCUAAGGAUUGGAAGGUUGCCAUUUGAUCUCUCAAAUUUCAGCGAUGGACACUCCAAAAGUGGCAAAAUGUGGGGGUUUAAUGCCUUCAUUCGCAGUUACUAUGCGUUUUUAGAUCAAAGAUCUGCUCUCUUAUAUGAGCAACGCAAGCAAACUGAAGAUCCAAUGGUGCAGGAGCUUCUAAAGCUGCAAAACUGGCAAAUAUUGCUUGAUUUGCUGCUUCGAAUCAAACCACGGUACAGUAACAUGAGGGAGAACUUGAUUCUUGAAGCUAUGGAUUGUGUGAUCGUCGAAAUAUUUGAUGUUUAUAGCAAAAUUUGUAAUGGGAUUGCAAAGAUUCUGCUGGGAAUAUACUCAGCAGGGAAGCUCGAAGCAAGAAUGGCACUUAAGGUUCUUCAAAAAGCAAUGACCCAAGGUGAGGAUCUUGCUCUAUAUUUUGAGUUUUGCAGGGAUUUUGGUGUCUUUAACGCAAUGGAAGUCCCCAAAGUUACUCACAUCCCAGAAGAAGAUAUCAGGGAUCUUGAACGUAUAAUUAGUGGAGUUUCUGAUACAACCAAAGUGAAUUAUGAUUACGUUGAUGAUAAUAAAGCUUUAAAGGAAGUUGCUUCUGCCAUUGUUGAAGACAAGAAACCCAAUGGAUUGAAGACGAUAAUAACAGACAAAUGGGAGGUUUUUGAUGAAGAAGGGAAUGAACUUUACAAUUAUAGAACAGGAAACCCUGCAAAUUGUGCUUCUCUUCCUCUUUUGCCUGUUUAUAAACAAGAACUCCCAGAUUUAAUUAGUUUCUAGUAUUGGAUUUUACUGGGGAGCUUGAACUCAUGACUUCAACCAGAACUUCUUCAACAAUGGAUGAAGAGAGGAAAUUGGGCAAUCACUUUUAAUUUCUUUUUAAUUUUUAGAUACUUUUUUUAUGAGUUUGAAUAUUAUUACAGUAUCUUCUUUAAGCAGGUAAAAAUAUAGCCAAGUUUU
Messenger RNA from Hevea brasiliensis (rubber tree), 1281 nucleotides. RefSeq names its product putative clathrin assembly protein At1g25240. Bases 1 to 1101 code for a protein of 366 amino acids. The record is from RefSeq and is a predicted model, not a curated record. Lineage: Eukaryota; Viridiplantae; Streptophyta; Magnoliopsida; Malpighiales; Euphorbiaceae. Gene Ontology annotation, biological process: clathrin-dependent endocytosis; clathrin coat assembly; vesicle budding from membrane. The transcript has a single exon. Gene Ontology annotation, molecular function: 1-phosphatidylinositol binding; clathrin heavy chain binding; phosphatidylinositol-4,5-bisphosphate binding. Gene Ontology annotation, cellular component: clathrin-coated vesicle; clathrin-coated pit.